UAUAUAUAUAUAUAUAUAUCGACUCAUUUUCUUCUUCCUUCUCUCUCUUACCCGAUAAUAUCUCUGCAAGGCGAGAUCGACCUUCUCUGCUUAAUCGGAGGAGAUGGAUAGUUAUCUGAGGUGAUCGGACGUUUUAUAAUCAUCUCCACCGUCGCCGACUGUCAAUGUCGACUGUGGUGCAGCUAAUCGGCCAGUCGAUUCAUGGAAAACGGUGAGUCUCCUUCACCAAACUUGGUGAGAGCUAACUUUGAGUUCUUAAAGAAACUUGGUGUUGAAUGGUGGUGUUUCCAUGACAGAGAUAUAGCACCUGAUGGCAGUACACUUGAGGAAUCUAACAAAAACUUGGAGUUACGCUGCUGCUCAAGUGAAGAAGGCAAUGGAGGUGACACAUUACUUGGGCCGUGAAAACUACGUUUUCUGGGGUGGCCGUGAAGGUUAUCAGACGCUCUUGAACACUGACAUGGGAAAAGAGCUUUAUCAUCUGUUUGGUCAGGGAGACCAUGGUAGACUUGUGAUCAGUUUGGUCGGGUCAACAAAUGGCAACAACUAGAGAAUUCAAGCAAGAUGAUUUGAUUGAACAUAUAUGGCAAAAGUUUGGCGCAAAUCAAGGUUACAAUCAAGAUUACAACUAAUCUAUUAUCACAUUUAUGAUUUGUAUUCCUAUUUUUACUAUGCUUUUAUAAUUUGUUAAGUUUAAAACUUAAUGUUUAAAAAUUUAUGAAAUGCUAUUAUUUCUCAUUUUUAUACAA
Messenger RNA from Camelina sativa (false flax), 749 nucleotides. Its product is annotated as xylose isomerase-like. Gene Ontology annotation, molecular function: xylose isomerase activity. Lineage: Eukaryota; Viridiplantae; Streptophyta; Magnoliopsida; Brassicales; Brassicaceae. Gene Ontology annotation, biological process: carbohydrate metabolic process. The record is from RefSeq and is a predicted model, not a curated record.